AUGGAGGCUAUGAAAAAAUUGAGUCCAGCUGCUCAUGCUUAUGUGGAGAAGAUUGACCCCCAUACAUGGGCUAGGGCUUUUUUUGACAUCACCCCGAAGUGCGACUUGAUCAUGAACAACUUAUGUGAGAGCUUCAACUCUUACAUCAUCAAAUCUCGAGACAAGCCAAUCAUUACCAUGCUGGAGAUGAUUAGGAAGAAGUUGAUGAAGCGAUACCAGAAGAAGAGGCAGGGAAUAAGGGAGUAUGUAGGGGAGUGGUGCCCAAAGAUAUUGGCAAAGUUGGAUAAGUGUGGAAAGGAUGCUGUAGAGUGCAUUUCACAUUAUGCUGGGGAGGGGCUCUAUGAAGUGGAGUGCAGUUAUGGCUCAUAUGUGGUUGACUUGAUGCACCGUAGUUAUGGGUGCAGGCAGUGGGACAUGACUGGCAUUCCAUGCCCACAUGCCAUCUCAACCAUCUUAUAUCAUUCCUCCAAGCCUGAACAGUACCUGCAUCAAUAUUAUAGUGUUCAGAAUUACAAAAUGGCUUACGACCCAAUGAUAUACCCAGUGCCAAGUGAGGACCAAUGGGUUAGAACUAGCCAAGAUGAGGUGGACCCACCUGUUGUUAGAGCUGGCCCAGGCAGGCCCAAGAAGGUGAGGAGAAGGGGUCCUGAUGAGCCAAGAAAUCCACAUUGCAUAAGAAAGGGUGGUGUGACCAUGAGAUGCUCAAACUGCAGGGCGGUUGGCCACAAUGCUAGGACUUGCCCUAGGAGGAAAAGGGUGUCCACUCCAAGCAAAUCGCGAAUAAGUGUACCCACAAGCACUGCAACGGAGUUGAGCUUUGCUGAUAUUCCUUCUCAGCCACUUCCUGAUAAUUCAUAG
This is a messenger RNA of Alnus glutinosa, 858 nucleotides long. RefSeq lists its product as uncharacterized. The coding region runs from base 1 to 858 and encodes 285 amino acids. The transcript has 2 exons. Gene Ontology annotation, molecular function: nucleic acid binding; zinc ion binding. The record is from RefSeq and is a predicted model, not a curated record. NCBI's taxonomy places the organism in Eukaryota, Viridiplantae, Streptophyta, Magnoliopsida, Fagales, Betulaceae.